AGGCGAACACUGAAGCCAGCGCUGCACUUCCAUGAGGAUGACAUGCUCUCAGAAGAGCACAGGACGCUGUUUUGUUAAGGGAAUUAAAGGAGGAUCAAAGGCGAUUCUACAAUGUCAGGGUUGCUGAUGUUGCCAUCUACAUCGCUUUCAAUUCAGCGCUGCCUCGCCUUCUUAGCUUAUUCAUAAGGAGUCGCUGUCAUCGUGACGAUCGAUUGGCUGCAAUGAUAAUGAAUCACUUCCUCUGGCUGCUUCCACUGGUCUUUCCGCACCUGAGCUCUCCAGUCAUACUGCUAGAGAGGAAUGAUGGGAAUCUCUUUCACAACUGGAGCUAUCAGAUGAAAGGAGAUAAAAUGGUGCUGCACAGAUCCAAAAGGGACUGGAUGUGGAGGCAGUUCUUCCUGUCGGAGGAAUACAUGGGAAAUAACAAUCAGUAUGUCGGCAAGCUUCGCUCAGACAAAGACAGAGGCGACGGCACUGCCAGAUACGUUCUCUCUGGGGAAGGAGCAGGCACAGUUUUUCGUAUCGAUGAGAAGUCUGGGGAUUUACAUGCUACACAGAGACUGGACAGAGAGGAAAAGUCCUCUUACACACUGCAGGCCCAGGCUUUCAACAGGAUCACGGGCCUCCCCCUGGAGCCUGCCACUGAAUUCAUUGUCAAGAUACAUGACAUCAAUGACAACGAGCCCAAAUUUACCAGGGCUGUCUACGCUGCCAGUGUACCUGAAAUGUCAGACGUCGGUACUUUUGUAAUAGAAGUCAAUGCCACUGACGCAGAUGAUGCCACAUAUGGAAACAGUGCUAAACUUGUGUACAGCAUCCUGCAAGGGCAGCCCUAUUUCUCUGUGGAGCCCGAGACAGGAAUUGUCAGAAUAGCUCUUCCCAAUAUGGACCGGGAAGUGCGUAAGGAUUAUCAGGUGGUUAUACAAGCCAAGGACAUGGCAGGACAGAUGGGUGGUCUGUCAGGAACCACUAUGGUCAACGUCACCCUUACAGAUGUUAAUGACAGUCCGCCUCGUUUUGCUUACAGUUCUUACCACCUAAGCACUUAUGAGUCGGCAGAAAUCGGAUCAACUGUGGGCCGAAUCAAAGCCAAUGAUGGCGACGAAGGAGAAAAUGCUGAAAUGAAAUACAGAAUAUUUGAUGGAGAUGGGAAAGAAUAUCUGGAUAUAAUUACAGAUGAGAUUUCCCAAGAGGGUGUCAUCGUCAUCAAAAAGAAAUUGGACUACGAAACCAGGCGCAUUUACACUGUGAAAGUGGAGGUGUCCAACACACACCAGGACCCCAAUUUCUUUCACCUGGGCCCUUUCUCAGACACUGCCAUUGUGAAAGUCACUGCCAGAGAUGUAGAUGAGCCUCCAGUCUUCAGCAGGACUCAGUACGUCUUUGAGGUCAAUGAGGACACACCGAAAGGAACAGUAAUUGGAACUGUUACAGCCCGCGACCCCGAUGCCACAGAUUACCCAAUCCUAUACGCAAUAGAUCAGCACACAGACCCGGAGAGACUCUACCACAUCGACCCCAAGAAUGGAUCCAUCACAAUUCUUAGGUCUCUUGACAGGGAGGUGUCAAAGUGGCACAAUAUCUCAGUUCUGGCCAGUGAGAUGAAUAACCCUCACCAAAGGAGCCGUGUUCCUGUCUUGAUAAAGGUUUUGGAUGUGAAUGACAAUGCACCAGAGUUUGCCAUGAUUUACGAGACGUUUGUUUGUGAGAAUCUUAACGCCGGGAAGAACAUACAGACUAUCAGCGCCAUUGACACAGACGAUCCUCUUGUGGGCCACAAAUUUGUAUUCAGCUUGAGUUCGUUGAAUCCAAACUUCACCAUCUUUGAUAAUGAAGAUAACACAGCCAAAAUCCUGACCAGAAGAAGUGGAUUUAACAGGCGUGAAAUGAGUGUCUACUAUCUGCCAGUAGUUAUCUCCGACAGCGACUACCCCAUCCAGAGCAGCACCAGCACAUUGACCAUUCGUGUGUGCAGCUGCGAUGCCACCGGCACCCUGCGUUCCUGCAGUGUUGAUGCGCUACUGCUCUCUUCUGGACUUAGCACUGGAGCGCUGGUGGCCAUACUGCUCUGCAUCCUCAUCCUGCUUAUGAUCGUGGUGCUAUUCUCGGCUCUGAAGAAACAGAGGAGGAAGGAGCCCCUGAUCAUCUCGAAGGAGGACGUCCGGGACAAUGUGGUCAGCUACAACGAUGAAGGCGGUGGCGAGGAGGACACGCAGGCCUUCGACAUCGGCACACUGCGCCACCCAGAGGUCAUCGAAAGCAACAAACUGCGGCGCGACAUCAUUCCAGAGAUGCUGUUUCCCUACCAUAGACCUUCACCCAUGAAGGAGUGCGCGGACGUCAGGGACUUCAUUAUCAGCAGACUGCAAGAAAACGACACAGACCCUUUCGCCCCGCCUUAUGAUUCGCUCGCAACUUACGCUUAUGAGGGAAAUGGAUCAAUCGCUGAGUCACUGAGCUCUCUGGAGUCAUCUCUCACUGAGGGAGACCAUGAAUAUGAUUACCUUUCUAACUGGGGCCCGCAGUUUAAGAAGCUCGCCGACAUGUACAUUGGAAAGGAUACAGGAGUCGCCAACUAGACUGACGGUGUGGUGACAUUCGUAUUCUCUGUAAGUACAUUCAGAGGCAUCACGUGAAAGAAGAAAGGGGAGGGGAAAAAAAAACGGAGAUUUCACACAUGAAGUCUUUUUCUUUUGUUUUUCUACAGCUGAAUUCGACUUUUUUUAUGAUGGGUUCAUUUCGUGGAUGGUGUUGUGGUAAGGUGAUUUUGUGUUAAUAGGAGAAGUGAUGGUGAUUUUGUUUUUGUUCACGAGUAGAAAAAAAACGGAGGGUGGAGCAACGUGAAUGGAUUAUUUUGUGACUUUUAAUACAUGGACAGUAAUGUAACUGCCUUUGUCUUGUGACAGACUGUAAAGGACUCUGCCCUGUUCCUCUUGGUUUGAUGAUGAUGAGGAGAAGGAACGAAUCUUGUGGAAUUCUGCAUCACACACCAUGAUGAAAAACAAAAAAGUAUGGCCACCUAAAAAUGAGUUGUCUUUACCUCCAUGACUUACUUACUUUCUUUCUUUACAUGUUUUAUUUACAUAUUUAUUUAUUUUAGAUUUAUAUAGAAUUAAAUGGGAACUACAGCUUUCAAACUUCAAAAAAGUUCCAAAAACAUUCUUAAAAAUAGUAUAAACAAGCUCUUUUUAAUUUCAUAGCUUUGUGUGGAAAAAAAGCCUUUAAGCUCAAUCAAUUAUAUCUGUUCAGAAUCAUUUGAUUCACUACACACAAUUAGUUGGAAUGAUUCUUUCAUACAUUGUGUUGAUUUAAAUUCUAGCAAGUUAAUAAUAAUGUUUUCAGCCUGUCAUGACAACAUAUUUGAUAGAAAAUUAAAUGCUGUCGGUAUCUUGUUCUGCAUAUUUUAUUUUUACAUAUUUUUUGUUUUAGUUGGCCCCUCAAAAUUAGUUAUUUAUUCAACUGC
Messenger RNA from Danio aesculapii, 3463 nucleotides. RefSeq names its product cadherin 10, type 2a (T2-cadherin) (gene cdh10a). The transcript is spliced from 12 exons. Lineage: Eukaryota; Metazoa; Chordata; Actinopteri; Cypriniformes; Danionidae. Gene Ontology annotation, molecular function: calcium ion binding; cadherin binding. Bases 222 to 2579 code for a protein of 785 amino acids. Gene Ontology annotation, biological process: multicellular organism development; cell-cell junction assembly; adherens junction organization. Gene Ontology annotation, cellular component: plasma membrane; catenin complex; adherens junction. The record is from RefSeq and is a predicted model, not a curated record.